AUGUCGCAAGGGCUCCUGGCUGCUGGCAGCGUCCUGCAGAGGAGCGUCGUGGCGCCCGGGAACCAGCCGCAGCCUCAGAGUCCUGAAGAUGAUGACAGGAAGGUCCGAAGAAGAGAAAAAAACCGAGUUGCUGCUCAGAGAAGUCGCAAGAAGCAGACUCAGAAGGCUGACAAACUCCACGAGGAGUAUGAGUGCCUGGAGCAAGAGAACACAGUGCUGCGGAGAGAGAUCGCGAAGCUGACAGAGGAGCUGAAGCACCUGAGUGAGGAGCUGAAGGAGCACGAGAAGAUGUGCCCGCUGCUGCUCUGCCCCAUGAACUUUGUGUCCAUGCCUCGGCCAGACCCUGUAGCCAGCUGCCUGCCCCGGUGA
Messenger RNA from Orycteropus afer afer, 369 nucleotides. RefSeq names its product basic leucine zipper ATF-like transcription factor 3 (gene BATF3). The record is from RefSeq and is a predicted model, not a curated record. Gene Ontology annotation, biological process: regulation of transcription by RNA polymerase II. Gene Ontology annotation, cellular component: nucleus. NCBI's taxonomy places the organism in Eukaryota, Metazoa, Chordata, Mammalia, Tubulidentata, Orycteropodidae. Bases 1 to 369 code for a protein of 122 amino acids. The transcript has 3 exons. Gene Ontology annotation, molecular function: DNA-binding transcription factor activity, RNA polymerase II-specific; RNA polymerase II cis-regulatory region sequence-specific DNA binding.